Aspergillus pseudonomiae is the source of this 1133-nucleotide messenger RNA. Its product is annotated as EXPERA domain-containing protein. Gene Ontology annotation, biological process: sterol metabolic process. Gene Ontology annotation, cellular component: membrane; endoplasmic reticulum. The record is from RefSeq and is a predicted model, not a curated record. The transcript has a single exon. NCBI's taxonomy places the organism in Eukaryota, Fungi, Ascomycota, Eurotiomycetes, Eurotiales, Aspergillaceae. Gene Ontology annotation, molecular function: cholestenol delta-isomerase activity. The coding region runs from base 204 to 941 and encodes 245 amino acids.
AGGGGGCCCAGCAUCCAGUUCAUCCAGACCACGCGAUAGGGAUCACAACAUCUCCAGCGUUAACCCGCUGACAUCUCCAUGACAGAAACCUGACUUUACUCCUGGUAUUUUCUUCUCAUACAAUCAAAGUCUUCCUACCUGGGGCUCAUAUUGGUGGUAGAGCGUAAAAAAGAAAAGCCCAGAUCGAACAACAGACAUCCAACAUGUCGACCGUGGCACCUUUCACCCUGGAUGUCGCGACAUGUCUUUGCAUCGCAUUUGCCCUUUCCUUCAUGCCAGCCGCCUACAUCCUUGGCCGGUCGUUAAUCCCUUCCACUCACAUGCGAAACCGGAUCCUCUUCUUCUGGCACGCCUAUGACGCCCUCACCCACAUCUUCAUCGAAGGCUCAUUCCUCUACGAGUGCUUCUUCAGCUACACAUCUCUCCCCGCCGGCUUCAACCGUCCGCCCUACUUCCUCGAUCAGAAGGACCGUGUAUAUGGAGCCGCAUACGGAACUCGUCCCAGCUCGCGACUGUGGCAAGAAUACGCGAAGGCCGAUUUCCGCUGGGCGGCCGCCGAUGCCAACGUGAUUUCCCUCGAAUUGUUGACCGUUUUUCUUGGAGGCCCUGCAGCGCUGUAUGUCUGUUAUCUUCUGUGGAAGGCUUCUAGCAGCCGGACGAGUGCCACGGCAAAAGGUUCUGCGAAGGCGAAGCUGUGGCUGGUGGCGCCCGCUCUGGCGACCGCUGAGCUAUACGGCGGGUUCAUGACCUUUGCGCCUGAAUGGCUUACGGGUAGCUCGCAGUUGGAGACAAGUAACCCUGUAUACCUGUGGUUCUACCUGUUCUUUUUCAAUACCCUGUGGGUGUGGGUUCCUCUGUGGGUGUUGUGGGAGGCUACCAAGGAACUGCACACCGCCUUUACUAAGGCUGAAGGUGCAGCUGAAGCUCGAAAGAGCAAAUAAUGAAGAGCAUAUUAUAGAUUGGUUCAGCAGGUGCUGGUUAAUAAAACUGGUUUUUAGCGUUACAGAGUCAUUGACGCAUACGCAAUGACGCUUAUGCUUUCCAAAUUCUUUCCCCAAAUGGUCAUGACGAUAUCCCUGUAUAAUGAGCUUUCUACUCUUAGCUGUGUGAGAUGAACCAAACUUGGAGCUAAU